Medioppia subpectinata is the source of this 2616-nucleotide messenger RNA. The record is from the annotation of a GenBank genome assembly. NCBI's taxonomy places the organism in Eukaryota, Metazoa, Arthropoda, Arachnida, Sarcoptiformes, Oppiidae.
GUCCACAGACUUGAAGAACUCGAGAGCGAACUCAAUGUCAUUAUCAAUGAAACACAACACAAGAGGAAGUGGUCUCCAGAAGACUCAACAUUUAGAGAUAUUCCAAGACUUGGAUCAGAUGUCAACACACAUAAAGACCACAUGACUGUCGCCACCACUGAUUGGCCGCCAAUUGAGAGACAAACACAUGAUAUGAAUGAAGAUAUUAAUGGAUCAGAUAAUGACAUAAAGCCUGUACUGACACCAGAAAGUGAUGGCAUUUCAUUGUCUGCAACUCAAGAGUUGGCCGUCACUGACAGCCAUAACAAGACAUCGCUUGCCAUACAAUCGACAACAUCUCACAAACCAUCGGUUGAUAACAGCAAAGCCUUACGCGUAAAACGAGUGACCGUUGGAACAGCUUUGGUAUCACAACCGAUGACAACAACUGUUGGCAAUAAAUCCACUGUAAAAGCUAUGCCGAAGACUACUGACGCGUAUGAAUGCGAGGCCAGUCUUCGAGCGCACAACCAAUCGGUCGGACACUCGACGACAUCAACCGAAGAGAUUAGGCAACGAAUAGAUGAGACAAUUGUGUCAAACAGUGCUAUCAUUAAUACAUUAGCUGUCAAUUCGAAGUACACACCAAAUCAAUACACGAAACGUCAGCCAAAAUCUAUAAUCCCUUUGACUCAGAGAAUUGACAUCACUUUAAAUGAAGAGAUGAUAUCUAGGAAUGAGUUGGCCGUCACUGACAGCCAUAACAAGACAUCACUUGCCAUACAAUCGACAACAGCUUACAAACCAUCGGUUGAUUACAACAAAGCAUUACAAGUAAAACGAGUCACCGUUGGAACAGCCAAUCAUUACCCAAACAGUGUUGGCAGGAAUCCAUUGGCUGUCAAUACAAAGAAGUACCCGAAACUAUACCCCAAACUUCAGCCAAAAUCUACAAUCUCUUUGACUGUUCCGACCACUGUAUCGGCCAAUCCUCAGCCAAACACCGAUAAAAACCAAAUAUUGGUUGUGUUACCCAUUAAUCGAGUCACUACUGGAUCAGCUCUGAGACCGCAAACCACGACAGGUGUUGGUAAAGUAGUUGACACCAAAAGCCCUGUUUAUGUGUUGCCGAAGACUACUCAGGCGUUAAAUGCAAUCAAAAUAAGUGAUAAAACCGUAUUUUUAAGUCAAAUCAUUGAUUCCGUGAAUAAUAAUCAGCGCUUGAAUACUACGGGAAGCGUUCAAUCGGUGGUUAAAAGCUAUGACUUUCAGUACAAGUGUCCGACGGGCUGUGGAUACGGAGCCGAUGACAAGCCAUCACUCGUUGAACACAUGAAAAACAAACACAAAGACAUUCAAACUUUUGAAUGCAAUUCCAAUACGUGUCGAGAGAUGUAUACAACACUACCGGAGCUGAAGAGACACAUCACCGAAAAGCACUUAAUCAGGCGCUAUGUCUGCGAUCGGGGUUUCAAAACUGGAAGUAUUUUACGGCAACACUUGGAUGGCGUGCACUCGACCCGCGAGUAUCGGUGCGAUUGGCCCGACUGUCAGCACAGGACCCACACAAAGGCGUUGCUACGCGCCCAUAGGCUCACGCAUAGCGCGGACAAGCCAUUCAAGUGCCAGUGGCCGGGAUGUGACUAUAGGUGCAAAACACUUAGUCUCAUGUGUAGCCAUCGACGUAUUCACGCCAACCGGCAGUUCGCGUGCGAUUGGCCGCAAUGUGACCGGCGUUUUAAAACCAAAUCCAGUUUGAAGUUGCAUUCAGUGGUACACAAGGGUUUGGUACCGCCGGCGCCACAAUCGGCCGACAAAUCUUAUUUGUGCGCUCACGAGGACUGCGGCCAACGGUUCGCCACUAAACUUCAAUUUGAUAGUCACGUGAGAGCCGCGCACCCGACGGACCUGCCGUUUGGGUGCGAUUAUGAAAACUGUGACAAACGAUACAAAAAGAGAAAUGAAUUAUAUCGUCACAAAAAGUUGACUCACUUGACGGUCGGCCGUCAGUUCCGGUGCCCGGAGUCGGGCUGUGGCCGAGACUUCAGGACUGAUAAAGAAAUGAAGAGACACUUGAAUGACGUGCACUCGACCCGUGAGUAUCGGUGCGAUUGGCCCGACUGUCAGCACAGAACACAUACCCAGAAGCAGAUGAAUAAUCACCGACGCGUUCACAGCAACCAUAAGCCCUACGCGUGUGAUUCGCCCGGAUGUGAGUAUAGAGGCCACAGUCAUGGCCUUCUCAGGAGCCAUAAGAUGAACUGUCACACCGAGCCCUCGUUGGCAUGCGAUUGGCCCGCUUGUGAUUACAAGGGCCGCACUAAAUUCCAGAUUCAAUUGCACAGAAUGUCUCACACCGGCGAUAAGCCCUACGAAUGUGAAUGGCCCGGAUGUGAUUACAAGUGCAGCACUACGUCCAACAUUCAAGCGCACAGAAUGACUCACACCGGAGAUAAGCCAUACGCGUGUGUUUGGCCCGACUGUGACCAACGGUUUGCCAAAAAAAGUACACUUAAAAUACACGUGAGGACACAUUCGGCGCCGGAUAUUGAGUGCGAUGUCGACGGCUGUAAGUUUCGCACCCGAUAUAAGAAGACUAUAGCAUCGCAUAAAAGAUUAAUUCAUAAAUUGUUUGUU